AUGACUUUAAAAGUUCAUCAUCUCCAAGUCUCUCAAUCUGAGAGGAUAGUCUGGCUCGCCGAAGAGCUGGGCAUUGACUACGAGUUGGUGAUUCACAAGCGCGAUCCAUUCCUCAGUCCUCAGUCUAUCAAGGAUAUCAACCCCAUCGGGCAGGCGCCCGUGAUCCAAGACGGAUCUCUUACUCUUGGGGAAAGCGGUGCUAUUACCGAGUACAUAAUACAUAAAUAUGGCAAUGGUAGACUGGCCUUAGGCCCUGACCAUAAAGACUGGGCGCAGUAUCUCUACUGGUUCCAUUUCGCCAACGGCAACCUACACCCUCAGAUGAGCCGCGUGAUGGUGUUGAAGCACUGUCACGUUGACGAGAGCGAACCUCACGCUCAGCGCCAUUUUUCGCAACUGGAGAAGUUUCUCAGGUUCUUUGACAGCCAUGUCAAAGACAAUGAGUGGCUGGCUGGUACGGAAUUUACAGCCGCUGACAUCAUGAACGUCUUUCCACUCACGACCAUGAGAACUUUCUUCCCGUACGACCUCUCAGAGUACCCCAAUAUUCUGAAUUAUCUCAAGCGCGCUACCGAGCGCGAAGGGUAUAAGAGGGCCAGGGCAAAGGGCGAUUCUGAGUUACCCCUCAUGAUCGACGGCAAGCCACCAGCACAGUUCUUCGAUAAGCUCAAGGCAGAGGGCAAGAUUUAG
Messenger RNA from Daldinia vernicosa, 690 nucleotides. Its product is annotated as putative glutathione S-transferase. The record is from RefSeq and is a predicted model, not a curated record. The transcript has a single exon. The coding region runs from base 1 to 690 and encodes 229 amino acids. NCBI's taxonomy places the organism in Eukaryota, Fungi, Ascomycota, Sordariomycetes, Xylariales, Hypoxylaceae.